Molecule: messenger RNA, 3162 nt
Organism: Aspergillus terreus NIH2624
Lineage: Eukaryota; Fungi; Ascomycota; Eurotiomycetes; Eurotiales; Aspergillaceae
Gene: dbp7
Product: putative ATP-dependent RNA helicase
Exons: 3
Coding region: 1-3162 (1053 amino acids)
Biological process (GO): ribosome biogenesis
Cellular component (GO): nucleus
Molecular function (GO): nucleic acid binding; ATP binding
Source: RefSeq, a predicted model, not a curated record
AUGGCGGACGAUGGAAUGCUCUUAAAUUUUACCUUCAGCGACGAUGUCGUCAAGAAGUCCGAGCCGAAGCUGAAAGGCGGCACCUGGCGCGACCGACUGAGCGCAAAGAAAAUCGCCCAACACCGCGCCCAGCCCCGAAAACCCAGCGACGGCACCGCCGCCCCGCGACCCGUGAAAAAUCCCAACCGGAUCCAGGUGUCAGGCACGCGGCCAGCGAAGCGACAGCGGACGGACGACGACCACGAUGCGGGCCUCCGCGACCACGAUCGCGCCGGGCAGUCUCAGCACCAGCACCAGCACCCACGGCAGUUCAUCUCGUCGCUGUUCUCGAAGAACCCGCUCCCACGGAACGCAGAGGAACCCACCGACGAGGCCCCGGCCGAAGAUGCGAAACCGACGAACGCACCUCUCAUCGACGGCCUCGACACCUUCACCAACCUGGGGCUGUCGCCGACGCUCGCGGCGCAUCUGCUCACGAAGCUCGAGCUGAAGGCGCCGACGGCGAUUCAGAAGGCGUCCAUCUCGCAGUUGCUCAAGGAGGAGAGCGAUGCGUUCAUCCAGGCUGAGACGGGUUCCGGAAAGACGCUGGCGUAUCUGCUCCCGCUCGUCCAGCGCAUCAUGGCCCUCUCGCACCCUACGAAUCGUACGGACGCCACGAGCACGACAGACGCCGAGGGCCAGCCGGUCGUCCACCGCGAUAGUGGGCUGUUUGCCAUUGUGCUCGCGCCGACUAGAGAGUUGUGCAAGCAGAUCUCCGUCGUGCUGGAGGGACUGCUGCGAUGUGCGCACUGGAUCGUGGCGGGGACGGUCAUUGGUGGUGAGAAGAAGAAGUCGGAGAAGGCGCGGCUGCGGAAGGGCUUGAAUAUUCUUGUUGCCACGCCCGGUCGACUGGCUGAUCACCUCGAAAACACGCAGGCGCUGGAUGUGAGCAACGUGCGGUGGUUGGUGCUCGAUGAAGGGGAUCGCUUGAUGGAGCUGGGGUUCGAGCAGGAGCUGCAGGGGAUCAUCAAGAAGCUGGACGCCAGACAACGGCCCAGUCGCAUCCCCGGGGUGCCUACGAAACGGACAACCAUUCUGUGUUCGGCCACGCUCAAGAUGAACGUGCAGAAACUGGGCGAGAUGAGUUUGAAGGAUGCGAUCCAUAUCAAGGCCGACCCGGCGGAUGAAGACGGCGACGCGAAGCCGAAGAACGACGACGAGUCCGCGUUCACCGUGCCGGCUCAGUUGAAGCAAUCCUACGCCAUCGUUGCAGCCAAACUGCGACUCGUUACGCUGACUGCUUUCCUGAAGCGAACCUUCAUGCGAAAGGGGUCUGUGAUGAAGGCCAUCGUGUUUGUCUCAUGCGCCGAUUCUGUCGACUUCCAUUUCGAAGUAUUUACUAGGAAACUACAAGACUCCGACGAGAACGCGGAGGACAGUGACGCAAGCGACACCAAAGAGAAGCCCGCAGCGUUCACCCACAACACCAUCGCGCGCGCCACAGCAUUUUCCAACCCCUCGAACCCAGUCACCCUGCACCGACUCCACGGCUCUCUCCCCCAACACGUCCGCACCUCCACCCUUGCCUCCUUUGCGCGCAACAAAGACGCCUCCGUGCUGGUCUGCACCGACGUGGCUUCGCGCGGUCUGGACCUGCCCAACGUCGACCUCGUCAUCGAGUACGACCCGGCCUUCAGCGCCGAAGACCACCUGCACCGUAUCGGACGUACGGCGCGUCUGGGCCGCGACGGCCGCGCGCUGAUCUUCCUCCAGCCCGGCUGCGAAGAAGGCUACGUCGAGAUUCUCAAGCGCGGCUACCGCGACGGUGGCAAGGCGCUGACCCGCACCAACGCGGACGACAUCCUCAAGCGCGGCUUCGGCGGCAAUGUCGAGUCCGAGAACAAGGACUGGGAGGAAAAGGCGACGGACUGGCAGAUGGACCUGGAACGCUGGGCGCUCGAGAAGCCCGAGUCCCUGGAGAUGGCGCGUCGCGCGUACCAGUCGCACAUCCGCGCCUACGCCACGCACGUCGCCAGCGAGCGCAGCAUGUUCAACAUCAAGGAGCUCCACCUCGGCCAUCUCGCCAAGGCGUUCGCCCUGCGCGACCGCCCCAGCAAGAUCAACGUGCCCGGCCUGCGCCAAGGAAAGGACGACACCAAGAAAGACUACAAGGCCGCGCGGGCCCCGGCCGCGGGCAAGAAGCGGAAGACCCCCGGCGGCCGCGACGACGAUGACAUCCCGGCUGCCGCCGACACCGCGAGCGCGGCGCAGAAGAUGCGCGCCAAGAUGAAGGAGCACAUGGCGGGCGCCAGCGAGUUCAAUCUCGCCGAGGGAGAACUCCUCGCCCGCAGCCGUGCCCGACGCAGCAUCCGCAUCAGAAGCAGACGCAGAAUCCACCGCCCCAAACGCAACCGCAUAGCACCCCUCCUUAUGCCACUUCAGGACCGCAAGCUCCCUCAGCGUCUUCACCGCAUAGACCCGCACCCGUGCAUCCCACCCCGCCGUCGAAAAGACCCUCCCAUCAGACCGCACCCGCAGCCCCUGCUGGCCGGAAUGCUUCGUAUCCACCUGCUUGAGCGGCGCACUCUGCACCGUAGACCCCAAUGGAGGAAUAGGAUGCUUAACCAGCAGCGCAUCCGCCGCGGACGAGAUAAACUCACCCCCGGCGGGAACCACAUCAAUCGACAGAACAGGCUGCGUAUGCGGCCGACAGAAGUAGAGCUUCACCCACUCCCAGACGGUCGUACUACCGCGCGAAAAGUCCUUCUCGCGCAGCGCCCCGUGGCAGCUAAACACGGCGACAUGGCCGUCCUCGUACGCGGCUGCAACGGAGAGUUCCCCCGCGGGGGCCAGGACAAGCUGCACCGCCAUCACCAUGCCGGUUUGGACGGCGGUGUCGGCGGGGAUGGUGCAGACGCGGCGUUCGCUGGGGAGAUGGAAGAGGUCGAUUGCACCGGAAUUGAACUCGGUGUCCGCCGCGAUGGAAACCAUCGCAAAGGCGCAGAAGUUCAGCGCGUUGACGGGGAGCGAGUGCACCAGCCACGGCUGGCUUGGGGCCGUGGACGGCGAUUGCGUCUGGCCGGCGACAUCCACCGGGAGGCGCUUGUCAAGGGUCUGUUCGUCGUGCGCGCGGAACCGCCACAUGCGCAGCUUGUGGUCUCUUCCGUGUCUGGUGAUCGUUAG